Molecule: messenger RNA, 3860 nt
Organism: Leucoraja erinaceus (little skate)
Lineage: Eukaryota; Metazoa; Chordata; Chondrichthyes; Rajiformes; Rajidae
Gene: myo7aa
Product: myosin VIIAa
Exons: 26
Coding region: 321-3737 (1138 amino acids)
Cellular component (GO): myosin complex; cytoskeleton
Molecular function (GO): cytoskeletal motor activity; ATP binding; protein binding
Source: RefSeq, a predicted model, not a curated record
AUGAAUAGGAUAGGCUGGUGAGCAGACGGCGGCUGGCGAUAGAAACCUCCUCCCCCCCCUUCAACUCCGGGUGAAAUAACCUGUCUAUAGGCGUGUCAUUUCACCCGGACCGCGGGCACUCCAGCCCCGCUCCCCCAACACAGGAAUAACCCUCCCAUUCUUAAGGAUUUGUGUAUAAUGCUGCCUUAAUGCCGAAUUAAGCAACCCUCCCCCCUUCUCUCUCUCUGCAAAGGCGCAUUUGGAGGCGCUUAGAAACUGGCUCCAUUCUCGCAACGAUUUGGUGUACAUGGUGGAUGGCUGCCGCACGGAUCUAGGGAGCAAUGGUGAUCCUUCAACAGGGAGACUACGUCUGGCUCGACCUCAAGACUGGCCGUGAGUUUGAAGUCCCGCUUGGUGCUGUGGUGAAGUUGUGCGACUCUGGACAGAUCCAGGUUGUGGAUGAUGAGGGGAAUGAGCACUGGAUUUCCCCGCAGAAUGCCACCAACAUUAAGCCCAUGCAUCCGACGUCAGUCCACGGGGUGGAAGACAUGAUCCGACUGGGAGACCUGAACGAAGCGGGGAUUCUGCGGAACCUCCUGAUCCGCUACAGAGACCGAUUAAUAUACACAAACUGUGGCAGCAGGACCUACACUGGCUCCAUCCUGGUGGCCGUCAACCCGUACCAGCUGCUGCCCAUCUACACGGCCGAGCAGAUCCGUUACUACACCAACAGGAAGAUCGGUGAGAUGCCACCGCACAUCUUCGCCAUAGCCGAUAACUGCUACUUCAACAUGCAGCGGAACAACAGGGACCAGUGCUGUAUUAUAAGUGGAGAGUCUGGAGCUGGUAAAACAGAGAGUACAAAGCUAAUACUGCAGUUCCUGGCAGCGAUCAGUGGGCAACAUUCCUGGAUUGAGCAGCAGGUUCUUGAGGCCAAUCCCAUUCUAGAAGCUUUUGGGAACGCUAAAACCAUAAGGAACGAUAACUCCAGUCGGUUCGGGAAAUACAUUGACAUCCAUUUCAACAAGCGUGGAGCCAUUGAAGGAGCCAAGAUUGAGCAGUAUCUCCUGGAGAAGUCUCGCGUUUGUCGGCAGGCCAACGGGGAGAGGAACUACCAUAUUUUCUACUGCAUGUUGAUGGGGAUGAGCCCAGAGCAGAAGAAGAAGCUCGGACUGGGGAAACCCACGGACUACACCUACUUGACCAUGGGAAAGUGCACCUUCUGUGAUGGCCGGGAUGACAGCAAGGAGUACGCCAACAUUCGCUCCGCCAUGAAGGUCCUCAUGUUCACCGACACGGAAAACGGGGAGAUCAGCAAGCUGAUGGCUGCCAUCCUGCACAUGGGAAACCUCUCGUAUGAACCUCGAAUGUACGACAACUUGGACUCAUGUGAGGUGGUGUACUCUGGUCAGCUCUUGACUGCUGCCACUCUACUCGAGGUAGAUUGCCUGGACCUUCAGAACUGUCUCACCAGCCGCACCAUCAUAACAAGAGGAGAGACCGUCUCCACUCCUCUCAACAUGGUCCAAGCGCUUGAUGUCCGAGAUGCUUUUGUGAAGGGCAUCUAUGGGCGACUCUUUGUCUGGAUAGUCGAGAAGAUCAACGCUGCCAUUUACAAACCUCCGUCGCGGGAACCCAAGACCGUGCGCAGAUCCAUCGGCCUACUGGAUAUCUUUGGGUUUGAGAACUUCCACGCCAACAGCUUUGAGCAGCUGUGCAUCAACUUUGCCAACGAGAACCUGCAGCAGUUCUUUGUACGUCACGUGUUCAAGUUGGAGCAGGAGGAGUACAACCUGGAGAACAUCAACUGGCAGCACAUCGAGUUCACCGACAACCAGGAUGCCCUGGACAUGAUCGCCCUCAAGCCCAUGAAUAUCAUCUCACUCAUCGAUGAGGAGAGCAAAUUCCCCAAGGGCACAGACACAACGAUGCUGAACAAACUGAACUCUCAGCACAAGCUCAAUGCUUACUACAUCCCACCAAAGAACAACUAUGAGACCCAGUUUGGCAUCAGCCAUUUUGCUGGAAUUGUCUACUAUGAGACGAAAGGUUUUCUGGAGAAGAACCGCGACACUCUUCACGGAGACAUCAUCCAACUGGUCCACUCCUCCAAGAAUAAGUUCAUCAAACAGAUCUUCCAGGCCGAUGUUGCCAUGUUUCCUGUAGCUUUAGUAACUCCAUUGUCCGCUCCUUUCUCUUUCCUCCAGGGCGCGGAGACCAGGAAACGCUCGCCGACGCUGAGCAGCCAGUUCAAACGCUCGCUGGAGCUGCUGAUGAGAACUCUCGGUGUCUGCCAGCCCUUCUUUGUCCGUUGCAUCAAGCCCAAUGAGUACAAGAAAUCCAUGCUGUUUGACCGGGAGUUGUGUGUGCGCCAGCUGAGGUACUCUGGCAUGAUGGAGACCAUUCGUAUCCGCAGGGCGGGCUAUCCCAUCCGCUACACCUUUGUGGAGUUUGUCGACCGGUACCGGGUCUUGAUGCCUGGGGUCAAACCGGCUUAUAAACAGGGAGACCUGCGCGGGACGUGCCAGCGAAUAGCAGAAGCCUUCCUAGGCCGGGUUGAUGAUUGGCAGAUUGGGAAGACAAAGAUUUUCUUGAAGGACCACCACGACAUGAUGCUGGAGGUGGAAAGGGACAAGGCCAUCACUGACAAGGUGAUCCUCAUCCAGAAGGUGGUGCGGGGAUUUAAAGACAGGUCAAACUUUGUGAAGAUGAGGAAAUCUGUGAUGUUAAUUCAGCGUUACUGGCGUGGCUACCGAUGCAGGAAGAGAUUCAGUGCGAUGCGACUGGGGUUCUGCAGGCUGCAGGCCCUGCACCGCUCCCGCAAGCUCUUCACCCAGUACCACUUCGCCCGCAAGAGGAUCAUCCUGUUCCAGGCCCGUUGCCGUGGUUACCUGGUGCGCCGGGCCUUCCGUCACCGCCUCUGGGCCGUCAUCACCAUCCAGGCCAGCGUCCGUGCCAUGAUCGCACGCAGGCUCUACAAGCGGCUGAAAGGGGAGUACCACCGGCGGCUGGAGGCAGAGAAGAUGCGUCUGGCCGAGGAGAUGAGGCUCAGCAAGGAGAUGAGCAGCAAGAAGGCAAAGGAGCAGGCCGAACGCACACACCAGGAGCGCUUGGCCCAGCUGGCACGGGAAGAUGCAGCCAGGGAGAUCGGGGAACGCAAGGAAGCACGACGGAAGAAGGAAAUGCUCCAGCAGUUGGAGAAAGCUCGCAAUGAGCCGGUGAACGACUCUGAGAUGGUGGACAAGAUGUUUGGCUUCCUGGGCGUCCCCUCUGUGGUGCCCGGACAUGAGGGCCAGCCGCCCGCUGGGUUUGAGGAUCUGGAGAGGUCACCACGGCCCAUGGAUGAAGAGGAUUUGGACGCCAGCCUUCCGUUACCGGAGGAAGAGGAGGAAGAUCUCUCCGAGUACAAAUUUGCCAAAUUCGCCGCCACCUAUUUCCAGGGCACCACCACCCACACCUACAUCCGGCGGCCCCUCAAGGUGCCCUUGCUCUUCCACGAUGAUGAGGGCGACCAGCUGGCGUCGUUGGCGGUGUGGAUCACCAUCUUGCGCUUCAUGGGCGAUCUGCCGGAGCCCAAGUACCACACGGCCAUCAGUGACGGCAGCGAGAAGAUCCCGGUCAUGACCAAGAUCUACGAGACCCUGGGGAAGAAGACCUACAAACGGGAGCUGCAGGCUCUACAAGGCGACGCAGAGGUGAGACCACGCUGGCCGAUAAAGAUCGGCAAGAAUUUUCCACCAGAACCAUCCCGCGGAUGACAAUGGUUUAUGGGCCUGUCCCACUUAGGCUGUUUGCAGUGGAAUGCCGGUGAUUGUUGAAUUACCCGCAGUCACCUGAUAAACCGGCAACUGGAACGGCGACUGUCAGAGUGGAACGCACAC